Messenger RNA from Ostrinia nubilalis (European corn borer), 1306 nucleotides. Its product is annotated as thialysine N-epsilon-acetyltransferase-like. The transcript is spliced from 4 exons. Bases 141 to 671 code for a protein of 176 amino acids. The record is from RefSeq and is a predicted model, not a curated record. NCBI's taxonomy places the organism in Eukaryota, Metazoa, Arthropoda, Insecta, Lepidoptera, Crambidae. Gene Ontology annotation, molecular function: N-acetyltransferase activity.
AGAGAGAGACGCGUGCGCCGGCCUCACCGUGCUCUAGGUCAUUCGCUUUGUUGUACUCGGUUUGUAAACGCGUUUCUGACUCGAGUCAGUCGUUUUGACAAGGUUUAGACAGUGAUACAUUGGUGAUCCAAGAGUGCAGCAUGUCGUCGACAGCGGGCGCGGGCGCGGCGGGCGCGGAGGGCGCGGUGACGGUGCGCGCGGCGCGCAGGGAGGACGUCCCGCACGUGCACCGAAUGAUUCAUGAACUGGCCGCUUAUGAGGGUGUUCCCGACGGACCCAAGCUUAGUGUCGAAGAUUUGUUGGAGGACGGCUUCGACGCGCCGUCCCCGUGGUACUUCUUGCUGGUGGCGGAGCAGGGGGGCACGCUGGUGGGCUACGCGCUGUGCAACCGCGCCUACUCCUCGUGGACGCGCCGCGCCUUCUACGUCGAGGACAUCUACGUGCCGCCCGAGCACCGCCACGCCGGCGUCGGGGCCAAGCUCUUCAAGGAGAUCUGCAGGCUGGGCGUGCGCGAAGGCGUGCACCGCGUGGACUGGCACGUGCUGGAGAGCAACGCGCCGGCGCUGGCGUUCUACGCGCGGCUCGGCGCGCGCGACAUGCGCGCCAGCGAGGGCCGCGCCGCGCUGCGCCUCGACCGCCACCGCAUCGAAUACGUCGCCGACAAUUAUUGACCCGCUUCCAGCCGCUGCCACCACAUAAAGUAGCCUCUAAGACCAACUACCAGUCUAAAUACUGUGUUGGUUAAUAAAAUAUACGCAUGAGACAAAAACCUCCAAUAUGUAAUACAAGUACCUAUUAACGGCAUAACUGAGAAUCAUUCGGCUGUCGUCCUAAAUCAGAAAUAUGUCAAGUACAACCUAAUGUAAUUGUUUAAGUAUGAUCAACAUAGGAAUUUUCAUGUCUUCGAUUGACAAGUCACAAGAGUCAUAAUAAUUUAAUUCUUAAAGGGAGAGAAAAUCUAGUACGAUUUUAUUUUCCCUCUAACGGAAACUAAAUUGGAUUUAUGUACAGUACUUAGUACCUACAUGAAUCCAAUUUGGUUUCCGUAUUGGUUGUCUGUGGUGGUACUCAGCAAUUUUGACGUCUGAUCAGAAAAUCUUACACGGAUAGUCGGCGUACUACGAGUAUGUGUCCUUUCAGCGCAACCCUCCCGGCUAAACGCGCAAGACGUUCUACAAACGUCUUCAGGGGGCAACCUUUAGAAGAGAAUAAAGUUUUAAAGUAACCUCUGUGUCUCGUGUCUAUUGUGCUAAUAAAAGGAUGCCUCUAUAGUCCAGACUCUAGAGAGCUCAAACUAUUUUCUGUA